AUGGAUUUCUCAUUCCACUCGCACCAUUACAACAGAAUGCAGAUUUCAAGCCAAGAUUCCAAGCCUGAUAUCCUAUCACCAGAAGCGUCAUCUCAGGGCACUGGUAAUUUCACGAUGAAUGCCCCAGCGUUCAACCAAUUCAGUAUACAUGACUGGGUGAGAUGGAAAUCUCAGCAAGCUUCUAUGCCUCCUCGCCAGUAUGAAGAUUACAGUUUUCCUCGUGUUGCUGAUGUCGAGACUUACGGCUUGGGUCCGUUUUCUCAGGAACUCAUCGGGGAUCCAAAUGGACAUCUUGAUUACAGCACGCAUGUCACCCCCGCCAUAGCUGGCACAACCUUGGAGGCCUUGGCCCCUCAGCCUGCAGAUGGUCACUUAGAUUGGCCACUUUUGCAACCCUCCCAUGCUUUCAAAGACCAGCCAUACAGUUAUCCUCAGUUGGAACCUCUUCAGCCACCUCCAGACUCCCCGCCAUCGCCAUUUUCUGAAGUCUCCUCCUAUCACUCUCCGCAGUCCCUCGCUGCUUUGAGCCCGGCAAUGACUACCCAAACCACAGACCGUCUUUCACCACGUUCAAGCACUGGUGACAAUAGAGAGGAACGUCCUGGACACCCUCCCUAUUCUGUUCUUAUCUAUCAAGCUUUGAAGGAUGCACCGGGAAACAAGCUUCAACUCCAAAGCAUUUACUCCUGGUUUGAAGCAAAUACAGACAAGGGGGUGGAUCCAAACGCGAAGGGGUGGCAGAACAGUAUUCGCCAUAAUCUCUCGAUGAACGCGGGCUUCGAAGCAGUGAAGGAAGAAGUUGGACCAGGCAAAAAGGCAGUGAACUUCUGGAGGUUGACGCCGGAAGCUAUCCACAGCGGUGGCAUCCAAUCAACUACCCGUUAUCGCAAGCUUCAACACCAAAAGAAAGCAAUGGGCUCAGGGCACCGUGGGCCCACACGUCAGCCCUCAGAGAUCAAGGGGAUCCACGCUACGAAAGUUGUCAAAUCACGCAACACAAACAGCCCCCAUAGCGAGCGCACCGAGGCAUAUCAGCAGAUUCCAAACAGUCUGGGGCAUGAAUACGGUCCUACGAGUCUUUCAGCCAUGCAAAGAUACAUGCAGCACCCCAUGGGCCCUGUUAUCGGAUGCACCCCCGUGAUGCCAGGCAACAAUACGGUCUUCAUCGAUACCGCGGAACCAGGGUCAUCAUUUGACGUGGGCCAAAGCCAUGAUUGGUAUGCUCCGGAGUCGGGCUCCAGGGUCCCAUGA
Molecule: messenger RNA, 1251 nt
Organism: Penicillium robsamsonii
Lineage: Eukaryota; Fungi; Ascomycota; Eurotiomycetes; Eurotiales; Aspergillaceae
Product: Winged helix-turn-helix transcription repressor DNA-binding
Exons: 2
Coding region: 1-1251 (416 amino acids)
Biological process (GO): regulation of transcription by RNA polymerase II
Molecular function (GO): RNA polymerase II cis-regulatory region sequence-specific DNA binding; DNA-binding transcription factor activity, RNA polymerase II-specific
Source: RefSeq, a predicted model, not a curated record